Sorex araneus (European shrew) is the source of this 1490-nucleotide messenger RNA. RefSeq names its product patr class I histocompatibility antigen, A-108 alpha chain-like. The transcript is spliced from 7 exons. Gene Ontology annotation, biological process: positive regulation of T cell mediated cytotoxicity; antigen processing and presentation of endogenous peptide antigen via MHC class Ib; immune response. Gene Ontology annotation, cellular component: external side of plasma membrane. Bases 1 to 1041 code for a protein of 346 amino acids. Lineage: Eukaryota; Metazoa; Chordata; Mammalia; Eulipotyphla; Soricidae. Gene Ontology annotation, molecular function: peptide antigen binding; signaling receptor binding. The record is from RefSeq and is a predicted model, not a curated record.
AUGUGGGAGCUGCGACCCCUCCUGCUGCUGCUCUCGGGGGCCCUGGCCCUGACCCAGACCCGGGCGGGCCCCCACUCCCUGCGGUAUGUCUACACCGGCGUGUCCCGGCCCGGCGGGGAGCCCCGCUUCAUUGUCGUCGGCUACGUGGACGACACGCAGUUCGUGCGCUUCGACAGCGACUCGGCGAGUCCGAGGGCCGAGCCGCGGGCGCCGUGGGUGGAGCAGGAGGGACCUGAGUACUGGGAGGGGCAGACGCGGAGAGCCAAGGAUACCGCACAGGUUUAUCGAGUGGACCUGAACAUCCUGCGCGGCUACUACAACCAGAGCGAGGCGGACUCUCACACCAUCCAGUGGAUGACCAGCUGCGAAGUGGGGUCCGACGGGCGCCUCCUGCGCGGGUACAGUCAAUACUCCUACGACGGCGCCGACUACCUCGCCCUGAACGAGGACCUGCGCUCCUGGACGGCGGCGGCGGGCACGCAGGCUUGGAGAACCCAGCGCAAGUGGGAGCAGGGGCGUGUGGCUGAGUACAGCAGGAACUACCUGGAGGGGGAGUGCGUGCGGGGACUCCUUGAAUUCCUGAAGAAGGGGAAGGACACGCUGCUGCGCGCAGAUGCCCCCAGAAGACACAUCACCUGCCACCCCUUCUCUGACCGGGAGGUCACCCUGAGGUGCUGGGCCCUGGGCUUCUACCCUGCCGAGAUCACCCUGACCUGGCAGCGUGAUGGGGAGGACCUGACUCAGGACACAGAGCUGGUGGAGACCAGGCCUUCAGGGGAUGGAACCUUCCAGAAGUGGGCGGCUGUGGUGGUGCCUUCUGGAGAGGAGCAGAGAUACACGUGCCGUGUGCAGCACCAGGGGCUGCCGGAGCCUGUCACCCUGAGAUGGGAGCCCCCUUCUCAGCCCACCCUCCUCACUGUGGGCAUCAUUGUCGGCCUGGCUCUCGGGGCUGUGGUCACUGGAGCUGUGGUGGCAGCUGUGAUCCACAGGAGGAAGUGCUCAGGUGAGGAAGGAGGACAGUACACUCAGGCUGCAAUGUGAGACAGCUGCCCCGCUGGGUUCCUCACAUCCUAGUGUUGUGAGUCAAGAACUGCUGAUUCUCUUUCUGCCCUGGGACCUGAGUGUGUCUGUGUCCUGUCACACACUGAGAGGGGAGACUGACUCACCCCUGCCCACCGGGCCCUCCACACUGACCUGCGUUCUCUUCCCUGAUGCUCUGGGCUGUGCCAGCAGAGACAGGACUCAGCCGUCUCCAUCUGUGUUGGCUUCUUGUUCUCCUGAAUAAUGUUUCUCCCUUACUGAAAUCAGCAUCUGGUUUGCAUUUUUCUAAUUCCUGUUUUGUGGGGUUGAGAGUUAAUAAAGGAAAUCCCUGAAAUUUGAGAAGAAAAAAAUUAAAAUCUUGAAACCGUCCAUGUGUUUUCUGUUUUGAUUUGAGUCUGUCCCACAUGUGACCGGCGAGGCUGAGAGGGAAAGGGAGGGGACAGAGGUGU